Cadophora gregata is the source of this 588-nucleotide messenger RNA. RefSeq lists its product as uncharacterized. Bases 1 to 588 code for a protein of 195 amino acids. The transcript has a single exon. NCBI's taxonomy places the organism in Eukaryota, Fungi, Ascomycota, Leotiomycetes, Helotiales, Ploettnerulaceae. The record is from RefSeq and is a predicted model, not a curated record.
AUGUCAACAAGCACAAGCGAGCCUGCAAUUCUCCUCCUCAUCGACAUCCAGCAUGGUCUUGUUGAAGGUCCAGAAGAAUGGGGACCAAGAUCCACCCCAGAUCUCACCAAAAACGUAGCCUCCCUCCUUGAUAUCUGGCGUUCAAAUUCAUGGCCCAUCUUACACGUCUACCACGAUGCCACUGAGCCAAAUAACCCCAUCUCAUCCAAAUAUCCCUCAACAUUCGCACCUCACGCCUGCGCAGCACCCAAAGAAGGCGAGCCCACAUUCAUUAAGCACGUAGGCAGUCCAUUUAUUGAAACCAAGCUUGCAGAAGUGAUUAAGAGUUAUGGAGAUGAUAGAAGGGUUGUGGUGAUUGGGAUGGAUGGAGCGGAAUGUGUUAAUAGUACGACGAGACAUGGUGCGGAUUUGGGGUUGAGGAUGGUGGUUGUGGGGGAUGCGUGUGCGAGUUAUGGGAUGGUGGAUUGGGUCUCGGGGGAGAAGAGGGGGGCGGAGGAGACGCAUAGUGCGGCGAUGGGGAUGUUGAUUUCGUAUGCGCUGGUUACGAGUACGGAGAGGUUGGUUAAGGGGUUGGGGUAUGAGCAUUAG